This is a messenger RNA of Xenia sp. Carnegie-2017, 878 nucleotides long. RefSeq lists its product as uncharacterized. The record is from RefSeq and is a predicted model, not a curated record. The coding region runs from base 43 to 489 and encodes 148 amino acids. NCBI's taxonomy places the organism in Eukaryota, Metazoa, Cnidaria, Anthozoa, Malacalcyonacea, Xeniidae. The transcript has 7 exons.
GGAAACAAUCAAUUUAAUGAGGAAAGUCCUAUUGAUUUAGAAAUGGAAGAUGAAAUGUCUUUAGAUAUUUUAUGGGCAGAGGAUGGUACAGUGACACCAUCGGUGGCACAUGAUGAAUCAGAAGAUAUGAUGAAUUUUGGUUCCGUGACUUCUGCCCAACAAGUUGUUGAGUCCGAUAACCUUUUGGCAUCAUCAGAGUUGCAGGAUCCAUCAGACAACAGGACUUUGGAAUCUGCAACACCCGCCGAACAAAGUGUUUUGUCAGGUGAAGUAGCAGCCCAAAACACGAAUGAUGCUGAUACUCACAUUCCCAUACUAGUGGAUGAUACAGUCAAACACAAAGAUGUUCUGGUACAUCGAGCAACAAUUCGCCAUGAUGCCAACGUUAUUCCACUAAAAAUACAGCAAAAUGUAACAUACCCAUGUAAUUUGGUUUUCUUCCGUGAGAAUUUCAGAGAAAGACUCAAUUUCCUGCUUUGCAACGUUUAACCUAUGUGAUGUCGUUAUGAUUAUGCAGUUUUGAUGGGCGUAUUUCAUAUUUCUGUGCAUUUAUUCACUCAAUAUAUUCACUAUGUGAGAUUUUAAACUUUCCUGUUUAAUCAUGGCUUCGCAACGAUAAAAAAGGACAAUAGAAAAGAAAAAAGUUGGUGCAACGGGACCAGACGAGACUUCGAGAUGUGGCCUUUUCGUGAUCCUGUUCUAAACAAUUUGGUAUACACAGGAAACAAGUCAGGAAAGCAGGUGUAUAGUAAGAUAAAUAGAAAAUACUUAUUCAAAAACAACCAAUGAAUGAAUCAGAAUGACCAGUGUAUUUUCCUAUCCAAAAAUGGCUUCCUUCUGGAAAUCAUAAAGUAUUGGCAGCUCCAAAGGGAGGAAAA